Messenger RNA from Cladophialophora psammophila CBS 110553, 1662 nucleotides. Its product is annotated as cytochrome P450 oxidoreductase. The coding region runs from base 1 to 1662 and encodes 553 amino acids. Lineage: Eukaryota; Fungi; Ascomycota; Eurotiomycetes; Chaetothyriales; Herpotrichiellaceae. The record is from RefSeq and is a predicted model, not a curated record. The transcript has 2 exons. Gene Ontology annotation, molecular function: monooxygenase activity; iron ion binding; heme binding.
AUGAUUCAAAGGGCAAAGAUCCGGUUCUACCUCGUAGGGCCAACGCCUCGAAAAAUCAGAGAAGUCGAUGUCCCUCUAAACAAUGAUCUGAAGGCACUGAAGAAUGUACUUGGCCAGGAGUUUCAUAUUGUGGAGCCUGGUGGAAUUAAUUUCCAAACAGAAGAGGAACCGAUUCAUUCUGUAGAAAUGAUGCUCCAGGCAUCCGCACCCAUUGGAAUUACCAUCGAUGGCAAACCUGUCAGAAAUGCUCCCGGACCAGGCGGCCUUCCCAUCGUCGGGAAUUUCUACGAGAUCUUCCCCGACCACUUGGGAAAUCACGCUCGUCUUUUUAGCAAAUAUGGACCCGUUAUCAAGACCAACACAAUGGGUAAAACCACCUAUCACACCAACGAUCCCAUCAUUACCGGGCAUCUCCUGAGCGAAUCCGCCUACUUUACCAAGAAAAUAACGUCCGAUCAUCCACUAUGGGGAAUCAAAGAUAACUCGGCAAUUUUCGUGGGGGAUACAGAAACGCACAGCUGGUUACUAGCCCACAAAUUCCUCCCUCCAUGUCUUAGCCCCAAAGCUAUCCGACACUAUACCCCACUGAUGCAGAGGGCCGUUCGCUCGUCUCUGCCUGUGUUCGACGCGAUGGAUGAAGCAAACGAAAGCUGGAAUGUUUACCAAUAUAUGCUUAAGCUCGCUUCACAGACGAUAGGCAAAUUCUGCUUGGGUCUUGACUUCCAUCAUUUCGACGGCCCAGACUCUCCACUGGACCCCAUUGUCGACGAUAUUUCAGCCAUGCUAGUUCUGAACAAGAGAGUGACAAGCAGAGGUGAAUGGUACGGGGCUCUUCCAUUUGGAGACGCCAAACGGCUGAAGGAAGUGAGGCACCGGAUUUACUCACGACUGCAGACCGCAAUGGAUAGCGUGGAACAGCGCGACACCUCUGAUCUCCCUCUCAGCGAGGCUGCAUUGAAAGCAACAUGCGUCGUGGACUACAUUAAACGAGCAACAGACGAAGCUGGGAACAAACUGCCAGAAGAUCUAUUCCUGGGGAACAUUGUCAUCAUGACGGCUGCUGGCUUCACAACUACCUCUUCGCUGUUAUCUUGGAUGAUCUACUCUGCUGUUACCUACGAGGGCCAACAAGAGCGUUUGCUGCAAGAGCUGGUCGAUCACGACGUCACCAACGAUAUCGACUGGUCACCAGAUCUGGCCGGCUCCCUCAAAUACUUGGACAAGUUUGUGAAAGAAACACAGCGCCUUCACAACCCUUCCUUCCAGCCCGCACGAACCACCAAGACAGACGUCAUUGUCCCCGGUGGGUAUCACCUUCCUGCCAACAGCGUCGUCGUCCCAGCACUAUAUGCGAUCCACUCGAAUCCCAAAUUCUGGGAUAACCCGGCGCGAUUUGACCCCGACAGGUGGGACACCCCGCAAGUUAAACAACGGCACCGGUGCGCAUUCCUGCCUUUUGCCGCGGGGCCGCGAGGCUGCAUUGGAUUCAACUUUGCGCUGCAGGAGGUCAAGAUCCUCUUCGCCGAGCUGAUUUAUCGCUAUGAGUUUACGUCGGAGUCUCACGGUGCGAUUGAGUACGACCCUGAUUUCCAGCUCAUUCGUCCUAUGAACAUCUACGUCCGUGCUCGAAGGCGCACAUCUUGGCCGGCGAAGACGAAAUGA